UUAAAGGGAUAGUGAGCAGUCCCUGGAGAUUUUACGGAGACUUAUUUCACAACCGCUACACCUCCUCACGUCUUUGACCUCCCUCCACACUCCAGUAGUGCCGAGCGGUCGAAUCGGUAGCAUGGAUCUGUCCUAAGUGCCGCCUCUCUUCUGUAUGUUUUGUUUUUUUUUCCUCCAUGUGAGCUUGCCUCAGCUGCUGGAUGCUCUUCGCCCCCACCCUCCCCGCCGCACUUGUUGCGCAGAGAGUGGAUGCGCCGCUGAGUCCUUGGAGAGGAGAGGCAGGGACUCACUGCAACAGGUGCACACACGGAGCAUCUCCUCCAGCGAGGCUACAUCGCAGCGCUGAACUUUAAAUGCCAGUUUUAAGGAGCCUCUGACAGUCUUCAGCCUCUGCCGCGUGUACAAAGCCAGGAUGCCGGUGUUGACGAGCCCCGACAUCGCCAACAAGUUUAAGGAGAGAUGGCUGGCGGCUUACCCGGAAGAUCACGUCUCUGGGUCUGAGUCUGCCCCCCUUGACGACAGCCUCACCAGCCUCCACUGGCUCCAGAAUUUCUCCAUCCUCAGCGCAGACCCGGAGCGUCCCAGCGGCGCGGGACUCGAGUGUCCGUCCUCGCAGCAGCACCUCUUCAUCAAACGCCUCGCCUUCCCCGGACCGGGCACCGACUCUCCUUCCAGCCCCCCAGCCGGGGACACCGCCGCAACCGGGAUGCCUCUGUAUCUCGGGAGCCCCGUCACCUCUGGCAGCGACUCCACCGCGGCGGCUCCGCGGUUUCCCUGCGGCGCGCACCCCACGCCCGCCUACCCGCAGAUCCCGAUUCAGCCGAGCCCGCCGGUGGAGAUCGACUACAAAACCAACCCCAAAGUCAAGCCGCCCUAUUCCUACGCCUCUCUCAUCUGCAUGGCCAUGCAGGCCAGCAAGCAGCCCAAAGUGACUCUGUCCACCAUUUAUAACUGGAUCACGGAGAAUUUCUGCUACUACAGACACGCGGAGCCCAGCUGGCAGAACUCGAUUCGUCACAACCUGUCCCUCAACAAGUGUUUCAAGAAGGUCCCCAGACAGAAGGACGAGCCAGGAAAGGGAGGCUUCUGGCAGAUUGAUCCUCAGUAUGCUGACAUGUUUGUCAAUGGCAUCUUCAAGCGCAGGAGGAUGUCUGCCAACCACUACAGCAGCGGCAGCGGAACCAACAGCGGUGCCCACAGGCAGAGCAAACUAGUUCAGAGUUACCACGCCAGCCAAAACGGCUGCCCCUACCAGGGCGCGGGAGGCAAACGGAAGCACCUGCCCUCAAAAAACAGCAACAGUAAGGUUAUGAGGGCCACGGAGUCCCCUCUGCUAGCCACAGAGGCCAACAAGGCAGACGUCCUGAGAGGGGACUUUGACCUGUCCUCCGUGUUUGACGACGUCCUCGGCGGUAGCUGCAGCACCUUCGAAGAUCUGGACAUCAACACGGCGCUGAGCUCCCUGGGCUGCGAGAUGGAGCUCGCUGGGCCGGGCAGGCAGGGGAGAUGGUGUGGAGGAGUGGACGUUAUGGGUCAGAGCCAGCACAUGAACCUUCAUCACCAAUCCUAUGGCUACAUGGACCUAAGCGCUGCUUCCAUGGAGUGUACGGUCAGCAUGGGAGAGCUCCACGUGCCUCACGCACAUCCGCAGCCACAGCAGCAGCAGCUGGACCCAGAUCGCUUGCUCCAGAGCCACCACCAACACCACCACCACCAUCAGCUGCAGCUGCAGCAUUUCGACGAGCCCUCCAUCCUCUUCCCGGAGCAGCCAGAAGAAGCGAUGCUGCAAACAUGGGAGGAGAUAAAAGAGGAGGCACAGGCUAUUCCGCUGACUCUGGAUCAGGGCUUCAGCCUGUGCGAGGGCUUCUUCACAGAGAUGCAGCCAUGGGAACGAGUGGAGAGCUACCUGUGACCUUUGACCCUAACCACACUGACUUCUAUUUGAUAUUUUGGUGUUUUUUGUUUUGUUUUUUUACAUUCAAUGACCUCUCUGAUUGCUGGUCCAUGUGGUCUGUAUUAUCUUUAAGGAUAAAAGUUAGAGCUACAGCCCCAUUUUACAAUCAUAUCCCAUCCCUCAGUUCUACUGCAGUGCACUCUGCAUUUUUAAUUUGUCACUUUUUCUUCCCUUAAAAAGACUUUAAAGCUUGUUGGAUGAUUAUUGAUCAUUACCUGGCAUAGACUUCCAUUGUCUUCCCUGUCAGUUUACAGGGAGCAGCAUGCCGCAUGACGCAGCACUGAUACUCAAACAAUAAGAGAACUGACAAAAAGAACAGAAAGACUUUUAUGUACCAAAUUCAAUUUUCAGAUGUACUCAUAUCACAGCGUAGAAGGAAUAGAAGGAGGAAGGAUGAUGAAGAAGAGACAAAUGCUCACCCUUUAAAUUGGAUUUGGUGGAGGUUGAAUACAAGGAUGAGCGUUGAACCCGGCCGGACUGCAGCUUCUCGUCCCUCUGAGCUUAUUGAGAAAGCACUGUCACUACAGGACUGACAUACUGGAUUCUAUUGUGCUACAUUAGCAUUAACUCUUUUUUUAACUAACAUGCAGUGAAAUCAGCCAUUCAUCUCAAUUGUUCAUGUUGUGUGAUAAUGUAGGAUGAAGGAGCAAAAAUGGAGACAGAAGGAAAAAAAAAAUCGUUGUAAGAGAUUAGAACUCAUUCAUUUAAGAUGCUGUUAUAUAGUCAAUUUAAUAUAUAUAUAUCUAUAUAUACAUAUAGAUAUAUAAGUAUAUAGCAUGAAGCUAGGCAAGAUCAUUUGCCAUUUGUCUACAGUUAUGUAUUGCAAUGCUAAAACCGGAGCAGUUGGUGGGUCAUGAAAUGGGACAUUAUGCACUUUGAUAGGCAGCAGUUCCUAGGAAAGAAAGACAGCUUAUGUUCAAGAUGUUUAGUUUAAUUUUUUACGGUAUUAAAGUCAUACUUUCGAACAUUUACUGACCACAUGAUUAAAACAAUGCACAUGUGUUGCAAAUGAACUCGACACUGCAAUAAGUCAA
Maylandia zebra (zebra mbuna) is the source of this 2988-nucleotide messenger RNA. It is a transcript of the gene foxj1b, whose product is annotated as forkhead box J1b. Gene Ontology annotation, cellular component: nucleus. NCBI's taxonomy places the organism in Eukaryota, Metazoa, Chordata, Actinopteri, Cichliformes, Cichlidae. Gene Ontology annotation, biological process: regulation of transcription by RNA polymerase II. The record is from RefSeq and is a predicted model, not a curated record. Gene Ontology annotation, molecular function: DNA-binding transcription factor activity, RNA polymerase II-specific; RNA polymerase II cis-regulatory region sequence-specific DNA binding.